Molecule: messenger RNA, 1839 nt
Organism: Eruca vesicaria subsp. sativa (arugula)
Lineage: Eukaryota; Viridiplantae; Streptophyta; Magnoliopsida; Brassicales; Brassicaceae
Source: the annotation of a GenBank genome assembly
CAAAUUUAUUCUUCAGGCUGGUUGUUUUGUUUUCAAUAAGUACAGCAUAGGAAUCUCCUCAAACAUGUAGGCUGCCACUCUCUCUCCUCUCCUCUUCGCUUCGCUUCGGAACUUUCGAAGAUUUGAUUUUUUUUCACACAGAUAAAUAAAUAGAAUUUCGAAUUCUGUCCACCUUUUUAACCCCUCGUCUCGCCAAGUUCAUCCCUUUGAUUCAUCUCUGCCGCACUUUUUCGCAUUACACUUAAAAAAAAAUAACUCGUGCAAAGUUUCAAAUGGCGAAUGCAUCUGGGUUCUUCACUCAUCCUACAGUUUCUGGAUCUAGGAUCUCUAAAAGGGUUGUUCUCUGCUCAAGCGUGGAUGAGCAUGCUUCUUCGCCUUCUCCUUCUCAGUAUCGACCGCCCAGGCUAGUGCCACGUGGGUGCAAGUUGAUUGGAUCGGGUUCAGCAGUCCCAAGUCUCCUCAUUUCUAACGAUGAUCUCGCCAAGAUAGUCGAUACCAAUGAUGAAUGGAUAGCUACUCGCACCGGUAUUCGCAACCGUAGAGUUGUUGUGUCAGGCAAAGAUAGCUUGGUCGGCUUAGCAGUGGAAGCAGCAACCAAAGCCCUUGAAAUGGCAGAGGUUGUUCCUGAAGAUAUUGACUUAAUCUUGAUGUCUACUUCCACUCCUGAUGAUCUCUUCGGUGCUGCUCCCCAGAUUCAAAAAGCACUUGGUUGCACAAAGAACCCUUUAGCAUAUGACAUCACAGCUGCUUGUAGUGGGUUUGUUUUGGGUCUAGUCUCAGCUGCUUGUCAUAUUAGAGGAGGCGGAUUCAAGAAUGUUUUAGUGAUUGGAGCUGAUUCUUUAUCUCGGUUUGUUGAUUGGACGGAUAGAGGAACUUGCAUCCUCUUUGGGGAUGCUGCUGGUGCUGUUGUUGUUCAGGCUUGUGAUAUUGAGGAUGAUGGGCUGUUUAGUUUUGAUGUACACAGCGAUGGAGAUGGUCGUAGACAUUUGAAUGCUUCUAUUAAAGAAUCCCAGACCGAUGGUGCCUUAAGCUCCAAUGGCUCGGUGUUGGGAGACUUUCCUCCAAAGCGAUCUUCAUAUUCUUGCAUUCAGAUGAAUGGAAAAGAAGUGUUUCGCUUUGCUGUCAAAAGCGUUCCACAAUCUAUUGAGUCUGCUUUACAAAAAGCUGGUCUUCCUGCUUCUUCUAUUGAUUGGCUCCUCCUUCAUCAGGCAAAUCAGAGAAUAAUAGACUCUGUGGCUACAAGGCUACAGUUUCCACCGGAACGAGUCAUAUCAAACUUGGCUAAUUACGGGAACACAAGUGCUGCUUCUAUCCCUCUCGCUCUUGAUGAGGCUGUGAGAAGCGGAAAAGUUAAACCGGGACAUACCAUAGCUGCUUCUGGUUUUGGAGCCGGUUUAACUUGGGGUUCAGCAAUUAUCAGGUGGAGAUGAAUGGUGGCUAAGUUCCCACAUAUAAGUUUACUUCAGAGCAAAAGUUUCUUCCUCUCCCUCCCACAAAGUAGAGGAAAUACUGAAACGUGGUUAAACCGAUCUGGUUUAGUCCGGGUUAACUGGAAGGUAAACCGCAUUUUGUCUGAUUUCGUUUUUCACUUUUCUGUUUGCGGUUUUAUUAUUUGUUGUUAGUUCAUUUUGACUCUAAUAAUUUAAAAGACAACAUUUGUCAAUUCUCUUAAUCUUUUAAAUGGUCUUUAAUUUCUUUUAGUUUGUUACUGAUAAAUCAGAUCCGAACAAAACCAAGUUAUUAGUUGUUCAAAUUUGCUAGUACGCUAUUGAAAGCUUAAGCAAUGUGAGACAAGAUCACGUCAUCUCUAUUAGGGACAGAAUGCAAAUACAUAGGCAA